Leishmania major strain Friedlin is the source of this 2301-nucleotide messenger RNA. RefSeq lists its product as hypothetical. NCBI's taxonomy places the organism in Eukaryota, Euglenozoa, Kinetoplastea, Trypanosomatida, Trypanosomatidae. The transcript has a single exon. The coding region runs from base 1 to 2301 and encodes 766 amino acids. The record is from RefSeq and is a predicted model, not a curated record.
AUGUCUGCGGUGAGCACUCGACCGAGUCCAUACGGGGAUCGUCUUGGCGGUGCUGUCAUGGAUGAGAACAGCGAUGCGGAGCGACAGCUCUGCAGCAUGGUUGACACGAUCAUCGCAACGUCCACCCGCGCGCUCCAGAAGGCCUCUAGUGACGUGAACAGCACCGACGCCGCGUUUGUGAAGGCGGCGUCGCUUUUCCAGGCCAAUGGAAUCCUCAUUUCUCACGGUGAGCCCGGUGAGAACACUUCCAAUGCCGCAAGCCCUGCCGCUGUCGAGUCCGACCUGCGUACCCAGCUGGAGAACUGCCGCAACCUCCUCCGCACGGUCGACUGUGAGCGUCGCCGUUUGCGCAGUCAGUGCAUCUACCUCCAGAAGGAGCAUGAGCUUCGACGUGCAGAGAUACAGUCAAUGCACCGCUACUCUACCGAGUCGCAUCAGCGCUCGCUGACGCUAGAGCGCCAGGCUGCAGAGGAGCGCCAACACCGUCGGCGGCUGCAGAACGAGGUGGAUGCUCAAACGCAAGAGGUCAUGCGCCUUCGCCGUGUUCUCCGAGCCCUGCCAGACAACGUCUUGGGGUCCCUGAGUCCGCGUCAUCCUGCCGACGGCGCUGCGGCGGACCUUGUGCUGACGCUGGCACCGGACCGGCGCUUUGAGGAGGCCUUUCGGGACAAAAUGAACAGCAUCGUGUACAAGCGACGCUACUACCAGGCAAGUGCAAUGCAUCAGGCGACCCGCGAGCAGGUGGAGAUGAUGCUGAUGGAGCAGCAAGAUCCCCUGCAGAUCGCGGCGAGGUGGCCCUACGUCGGUGAGGGCGUGUCCACAGUGGGUGCAACGUCGACGGAGUCAGUCGUGAGGAGGGAAUGGCAGAGCUGCGGCGGUGGCGCCUCGAGCACGUUCGAAUCUCCACCCCAAGGGAUUGGUGAAUCGCAGCCGGCCGACACGAUAAAUGCCACUGAAGCUGCGAAGCUUGCGAACAGCGCACUUAUGCACUCGGCGCUGGAAUUUCCUUUCCAGCUACCCUUCACGACGACCACCCCGAAAGACGCGUACAUUAAAUCUCUCAUGUAUCACUCCGCGUACGCGGAGCCGCUUACCCAGCUGCGCGAGCACGUGCUGAGGCUGAGCUCGCGCCUCAAGACAGCGCAGGACGCCGGGCUGCGCGCGCUAUACAUCACGUUUACUCAGGUGCUGCAUCUCCUCGGAUCCGCCCCUGCACGGGCACAGUGGCGCUCUCUCUACGAGCGCGAGAUCGAGAAAAUGCAGCGCGCACACCGCGACAUGCUGUACGCUGUAAUCGAACAGGCGAACAUGACAGCUACGCGGAUACCGGAGCUUGAGCGCGCUGGCGGUGCGGCUACGGUGCGGCGCGAGCUCGCCGGCGGCGCUCCGCAGCGCCAGGACGUGGGCUGCAGCGCGCACGAAUCGACCACGAUGGAAAAGUACAGGGCCUCCCAGCUCAAGGAGCAGCUGGAUCACCUCAAACUGCAUUCGCUUGAGGUGGAGGCCGCGGCACAAAAGGAAAAAGAGGAGAUGGCCAAGCAGUGCUCGACUGCGCGUCAAGGCGCCUUGCAGGCUCUGCAGUCCCUCAAGGCGCUCGCCAAGUGCGUCGUGUGGUCGGUGCGGGCUCACGGUGCCGCCGACGGUGCCGUGUAUGACCCCUUCGCUCAAUUGUUCGAUCCCCUCACGGAGGAGGUGCUGGACGACCCGCGGCUCGUUACCAAGACGACAGAGGCAACGGACUUGACCCUAUCGUACGUGCGCUUGCUCGGCUGCAGCGGUGGCGGUGGUGGGCGAGGUAAAAGUGCACAGCGCGACCACGCGGACCUCGGGGCCGCACCUCUUUCGUCUUCGCAAACGUCGGGAACGGAAGGCGCGCUCGCGAGCGUCAUCGACAUUAGCCGCACCGCCUGUGGUGCCACCGCACCGUCGUGUUCUUCAAAGGCUCAUUCGUCUCGGAGAAAAUCGGCACCGUCAGCGGUCCACGCGCUGCGCCACCGCACUCGCAGCAGCUCCUUGGGCUACUCAAGCCGUCGACUCAGCACCCCACAACUGCCACCCAUGUCAAGCAUCUCAGCCUUGUCGAGGGGGGCGACAGGCUUUCGCAAGCGCCGGAGCAGCGGCGCGGCUUCAUCACACUCUUCUGCCGAAGGCGAUCUUUCCUCGACAAAAGCGUCGGCCGCGCCGUCUCUUCAGAACACGGUGAACGCACAGAAGGCCUGCGCCAAGGAGAGCGGCCCUAAGCCUCAGGGGACUGUCGCCGUCAUAGAGCUCGGCUUCCGUGAAGGCGAUACUCAACGGUAG